AUGACGCUGACAUGCAGUUGUCCAACCGAGCGUCGGACUCCUCCCAGCCCGCCAUGUCGCUGGGGUCGACCGCCGACAACUCGACGUUGUCACGCGCUGAGUCCUACAAGGACCAGCGUCGUAAGUACCGACAUGAGAAGAAGCGUGUCGCGCAGGAACUGCUCAGUACCCUGAAGGAUCCUUCUGUGGUGGUGCUGGCCGAGUGGCUCAAGGUGCGCGGCACUCUUAAGGGCUGGACCAAACUCUGGUGCGUGCUCAAGCCGGGCAUGCUGCUCCUCUACAAGAGCUCCAAGGCUAAGAGCGGGCACUGGUGUGGCACGGUGCUGCUCAAUACGUGCGAGAUCAUCGAGCGACCCUCCAAGAAGGACGGCUUCUGCUUCAAGCUCUUCCACCCUCUGGAGCAGAGCAUCUGGGCCACCCGUGGUCCACAGGGAGAGUCUAUAGGCGCUGUAGUGCAGCCGCUGCCUUCCUCGCACCUGAUCUUCAGAGCCCCGUCUCAGGCGGCGGGCAAGUGCUGGAUGGACGCCAUGGAGCUGGCGGUGCGCUGCUCCAGCAUCCUGCUGCGCUCCAUGGCGACCACUCCGGGCCGUGACGCUCCUGACGCCCUCACCACCGCCCACUGGAAUGAGGCUGACUUCGAGAAGCAUUUCAUGGACCAGGCAGUUCCAGUGAUGCCGGUGCCGGUGGCCUUUCUCAGGCGUGUCGUUGCCGCUGAUCUGGACGACGCUUCACACACUGACGAGAAAGAGCGGUCGUCAUGUGGCCACGGCACGGACACGGACAGUGACGACAACACGACCGUGGCGGCAACCACCACCACCACCACAAACGACAACAAUAGCAGCAGCGGCGUGCCCAAACCCCAGCAGCAGCAACAGCGGCCGCCUCACAGACCGCGUCGUCGGCUGCAACGGCCCAGCGACGCUUCAGGCCAGGCUGUCGAAGACCCAGCAAGACGACUGCGCGGGAACAGCAGCGUGUCGUCUGAGCAGCCUGGUGACGACGAAGACGAAGAGUACGAAGACGAUGAGGAGGACGUGCUGGAGGACGACGAUGAUGAGGAAGAGGAGGAGGAAGAGCACGUCGAGACCUCCUACAUCGAGAACCACGAGGAGUUUGUGUGCGAGGGCGGAGGAGGCCAGCAGGAGGAGCUGGGGGAAGAGAACAAGUCGCUGAUCUGGUGCCUGGUGAAGCAGGUCAGACCUGGCAUGGACCUCAGCAGGGUCGUCCUGCCUACCUUCAUCCUGGAGCCUCGCAGCUUCCUGGACAAACUCUCCGACUACUACUACCAUGCAGACAUUCUGUCCAGAGCUGUACAAGAAGAUGAUCCAUUUGACCGCAUGAAGGAGGUGGUGAGAUGGUAUCUGUCAGGUUUCUACAAGAAACCUAAAGGCCUCAAGAAACCCUACAACCCAAUACUGGGCGAAACCUUUCGCUGUUACUGGCGACAUCCCAACGGAUCCCGCACCUUCUACGUCGCCGAGCAGGAGCGUCGCCUGCCGCGGUUCACAGUGACGCCGGAGCAGCAGGGCCCCAUGGAGAGCGAGCGUCUGUGGCUCCUCGUGUCCCAGGCCAUCCGCAACGACGACCAGGUUGCGGCGACGGAGGAGAAGAGUCUGCUGGAGGAGGUGCAGCGCUCCGACGUCAGGGAGCGCAAGGCGAAGUGCGAGGAGUGGCAGCCUAAAUACUUCACUCAGGACCCGUUGACGGGGGCCUACGUGUACAACUAUGCGGACCUGCGGCCGUGGGACCCGCGCACCGACCUGCACCAGUACGAGUACGAGUAUCGCAUCAGCACCAAAACCCGCCACAAGCACCUCAAGGAGGGUAGGUCCUCCGCCCCCUGCGUCUCCGGCAGCCAGGCUACCUCACUCACCGCGUCCAUCAUCUCCAUGGACCCCAAGUGUCUGAUGAUGGAGCCUGGCCCCAGACUGAUGGGGGUGACGGAGGGUGUAGAGUCCCCCACCACAGACCUCUCUGAUCCCCUCAUCCCGACGCCGCUCGUCAUGGCCACGUCCUCUGCAGGUGGCCACACCACCGCUGCGGCUGACCUCAAUGCUGUUAGUUGUGUGAGCAGCGCCCUGGAGCGCCUGGAGAGCACGCAGGUGCGUCUGCUGCAGGAGGUGCAGAAGUUACGGCAGCAGAUGGACGGCGUGAAUUCAUCCCUGGGCAGCCAGCGGCUGAGCCCCCCAUCUCGCAUGCCCUGGACGCACCUGCUGGGGGUGCUCGUCUUCAGCUUCUUGUGUCAGCUGAUCCUGACGAAGAUCUCGCGACCGCUCUGAGAAGCGUCCUAUCAGUUCACAUCACCAGCUCCCACUUCAGGAUUAAAGCCUGCUUAGCUCACAACAAACUUCAGCUUCAAUGAAUUUGUGUGCGUUAACGCCGGUAUAAAUUCUAUUGGAAAUGUUAAGAGGACAAGAAUUUUAUUUUGUCGUAGAUGGUUUGACUGUUUUAAGUCUAACUGCCGUAUACAGCCAACAAUGUUCUCCUUUAAACGUUGCUCCAAACGCUGCUGAGAUCCUGUAAUGUUAGAAUCCUGUUUUUGUCUAAUGUUUUUUUUUAUUGUUUUUUAUAUAUCCCAUUAUGUAAGGUUUGAUAGACAUUCGUUCAUAUUUCAUGAGGUCACACCCGCCACAAAUGCAGGAUUCAUAAAUUGUUGCAUACGACAUCAUGUCGAAUGCAUCUUUCAUAUCAAGCGGCAAAACCGUCACCAGCGAAUGACGAUAAGUACAUCCGUGUGACGGGAGGCCAUUUUCAAAUGCCUCUUUGCAUCAACAUUUCGCGCACUAAUCUCUUGAAGAGAGCUUUGUUAUAUGUAGUGGCGGCAACUGGUUCAGGCCAGAGGUUGUUUAGAGGCCGGGUCCUGCCGCUAUAAUUGCUUCAUUUAAUCGCAAAAUUAGAAUGGCGAAACUUUGGUGGUUGUGAUCACGUGACUAAUUGUGUUCGUGAAUAAAAGAGAGUUCUUGUCAACUUUGUGAAGUAAUUAAUUAAUUUGUUCAACUUCAUGGUGGUUGAUAUUGGCCAAACUUUAAUAUUGUACAGCAACCGCUUUGCGUGACCAUGAAGCAUGACUUCUGGUCCCAAGAUUUCUGGUGAUAACAAGAAAUCAUGAGGCAUGUUUUUUUGUUAUCACCCUCAGCUACAUACCUUGUUAUUACCCACCUUUUUAUCACCCACAUCAGUGAUUGCAUUUGUGAUGGCUUUGAAAUCCAACACCUUUCAACAAAUCUGCUCUGUAAACUGGAAGCUAAAUCAAGCUGGAAAUUUUAAUUGUUAUAAUAAUCCAUCGGUUGUGCGUGUGAGAAAUUUAUAUGUAAAAUCAGACGAUGAUGGUACUUGAGAAUAAGUGAGAAGUCCAACACGCAAGACGUAAUCAUGUUUACUGCUAUGCUAAAUUCAAGCUCAGUUGAAUUUAUAUUUCCCGAGUUGAAGUUACUUAUUACAACAUUUUUAUAUUGGUCAUGUAAAUGUUUCCCAUUUGUUAUUUAUUCAUGUACACUUAUAUGAGAAGAGAUGUUGACAGUACAGUUGCGAACUUUAGUAUAUGUUUGCAGCCCAUGCAUCGCUGAGAAGACAUUUACUAGUUCUGUAGUGUAUGCCUGGCUCGCUGCUGUCAGUUGAGCAUAGACUGAGGUUUCUGGCAAACGAAAAAAAGGGAAUUGUUCUUGAAUGCAGCAGGUACUUAACUUUUAUGAAUGAAGCAAGUACCGCUUGUUUAUGAAUGAAGCAGGUACCCCUUGUUUAUGAAUGAAGCAGGUACCCCUUGUUUAUGAAUGAAGCAGGUACCCCUUCUUCAUGAAUGAAGCAGGUACCGCUUGUUCAUGAAUGAAGCAGGUACCGCUUGUUCACGAAUGAUGCAGGUUUCUUACUUUUAUGAAUGCAACCGUUACCUCUUCUUUAUGAAUGAAGUAGGUAAAGCUUGUUCAUGAAUGAAGUAGGUACAGCUUGUUAAUGAAUGCUGCAGAUAUCUUGCGUUUAUGAAUGAUGUAGAUCCAUCUUUUCUUAUAAAUAAAGAAGGUAUAUAAUGUCCGAGAGAGGUAGACACGUGCGGCUUUCCUAGAUUUUUACUCCGAAAAAUAAAUGGUUCAAUUGUAAGAAAAGAUGCACUUCUUUCCAACCAUUCUCUCCCAUUUGCGUCAUGUUGACCCGGUUUUGGUAGGCAAUAAGAUACAGAUCAGUUUCGAAAGACUUCAACACUUACGCGAGCUAGUAGCACUGAUUCGGCCACUUAUUGCUCGUGCCUUGAGACAUAAUAGUGCAUCCUUUGGACCACUAAUUUCUCUGAGUGUAUAUUUGUACGAAAGUUGCCGUAACACACACGCGCUCCAUCAGAGGCCUGCAGCCAGUGAGACCUUGGGACGAAUGAACAUCCCGCCUGCUCUGAAAUAUUUUGUGUAAUGAACAAUAUAGAUGCAAGCGCUUGUGGUUGGUUCUUUACAUGCAGCCAAAAAUUACGUGCUCCUUCUCAAAGCCUUCUGCAAUACAGAGUCGAUCAACCUGCUAUCUGUCCGGCCAUAUGUAGUUCGGUCUCGUGAUCUGAACUCCUAGGCUCCUUUUCAUCGCUUGUUGCGUUCGGAAUGCAGAGCGGUGUCAGUUCGCCAAGUUUCCUUGGCAAACUGACUGACUGUUUUUCCUGUAUUGAAGGUUUCCUUUUAAUAGGACAAUUAAGAGACAAUAUUAUUACUCAUGUUGUUCUGAUAUUCCUCGAAAUGAGCAGAAACUGAUUAGCUGAUGGGGAAGAUUACCUUCGAUUCCAAUUCUUUGUCCGCGUUUUCUGAGCUUGAUUUUGAGGAUUAUGACGAUAACAUCACUUGUCGUCACGUGGAUGUUGAAACUCUCCUGGGAGGCGGGCGAGCGGUCUCGUCUCGGCGCUUUACAUCCAUGACUUGCUACGCCAAAGUUUUCUUCUUUUUCCAAUGUUAUGACUAGGGAUACGAGAGUAUUGAUUGAUAAUCAAUAUUGAUUAUCAAUAUUGAUUAUCUCGUAUUAAUAUGAGAUAAUCAAUACGAGGGUAUUGAUUAUCUGUGUUAGAAUCACCUUUUUGUUGAUGUUCAUUCAGGUUUUCUUGAGUUUUGUGGCAGGAAGGAAUUAGCUGUCAAGUCCAUUUGAAGCGUCCUCAAGCUUUAGGUUACAAUUUUCUGAUGUGAAACACUGAAUUAGCUGCGUAGGGUUUGACACACCUUAGACUUAGAGAUUUUUAACCUCAUUGUGUUAAUUAACAUUUGACUGCGAAUGCAUUAACUUUCUUCAAUGCUAUUAGCAUCUAAGAGCCUGGUAACGAGCGUUACUGUCAUAGAGUUGAGCUGAAAAGCCAGCUGCUGCAUCGAGCAAGUUGCUGCAGUGACAAAAUAAGCCUCGAGUUCAGUAGGUAAUUAUCCUCGUGUAUGACCAUAGUUUUGAUACGCUUAGCUAGACCUCCAGAGGGAGGCAUUUUUUUAACCUUGUGGCCACUGCUAAGUUCCAUGUGUAAUUUCCACAGCAAUAUUUCCUACCCCGUGCUGAGGGCGCAAUGAUUUUUUACUAGUUUAGUCUGUGCGUGUAGUAAUUUUAUUCGAAAGAUUGCCGUUAUCUGUUGGAGCAAGACGUUCUUCUUGCGUUGUGCUUCUUACCUGCGUUUUCGGGGCUUUCAGUGAGACGCACAAAACUACUUCUGCUGUUCUAUUUUUUCUCUUCACCAGAUUUGUUCUUGUAAUUCAGAGGCGAGAGAUAUUUUAUGGCAUGUUGUAGUAGAUCUCGAUGUACGCUCGUAUUUAAUAUUCUUUCAUUGUACUUCGGUUUACUUCAACUUUCAUACUUGUCAACGCUCAAAAUUUUGUGUAGCUCUACGAAUUUCCUAACUGAGUGCUUUCAAAUGGUAAUUACCUCUCAAAGGUGAUUUCGUGUCCUCUUCACGAGUGGACAUUCGUCCGUUUCACUCGCCAGUAUACUAGCGUCGCUUAAUAUGCACGACAAUAUAACGAGCGUUUCGUGUAUGUGACAGUUGAGGUAUCGUGUUAUAACAGUUAAUUCAUGUUUAGCAGUAAAAUGAUUUCCACGUCGUAACAGUCGAUAUUGCUGCGCGUUGCUUACUGACCAAUCACAACUGUGCGCUACUUCUGAAAACACAAUCGCGCUCCUCUUUCAACUCUAUAAUUUUUAGUUCAUUUUACAAUGUGUAGAGAUUUCGAAUUACCGAAAUUCUUUUAUCUGAACUUUUACCAGCGAAAAAUUAACUAGAAUGUGUAUAGUUAACAAAAUUGAAGGGUUACAGCCGGUCAUAAUAUAUCGUUGUGGGUAUUCUUUCUCUGUUUGAACGCCUACUGCACUGUUAGAAAAAGAAAAACUGAAAAAAACGGUCCCACUGGCGUUC
Molecule: messenger RNA, 6349 nt
Organism: Hyalella azteca
Lineage: Eukaryota; Metazoa; Arthropoda; Malacostraca; Amphipoda; Hyalellidae
Product: oxysterol-binding protein-related protein 8
Exons: 14
Coding region: 12-2282 (756 amino acids)
Cellular component (GO): cytosol; intracellular membrane-bounded organelle; membrane
Molecular function (GO): cholesterol binding
Source: RefSeq, a predicted model, not a curated record